AUGCUUAAUGCUUCUUUGGCUCCCGAAGCGACGGCGAAUGAGCAAGAUGGCCACGAAAACGACAAACAUGCCGUCUUGAGGCUACUUUCCCAGGAGGAAUAUGGUGAUACCAGCGAUGAGGAGACCCAAGACAAUACAGUCAAGCCGCAUGGGGCCCACCAAGAUAAAAGCCUCAACGCCAUCGAAGCGUGGUUUCGAUACAAGGUCCACAACGGGCACGAACUAUUGGGACUACUAGAACUGGUUGACUUUCAUGAGCCCAAUCCCGACAACUGCAAGGCUGGGAGUGAAAGUUGCCGGAAUCUUCGACAAAAAGUCGAAGAGGCUGAAAAGUCAAUGGGAUGCGACUGGGAGACAAGUAUCGGCCCACUCGCUCGCGACGUCUCUAUACAUCUCAAAGAUGCAGGCAAGAACUUGGAACGUAUCCUGAAAAGGUUCCAGGGUCAUGCGAAGAAGAUCGAGCCUAAGCCCGACUACGACGACCUGUUGCUCGACAACGCGGAGUACAUCGACCGAUUCAGGCCCUCGCAGAAACACCACGUCUACGACACGGGCGUUGAACGCCUGCCUACCUCCACGUCAGAGCUCUUUCUUCCAGACCGCCAAACGGCACUCCGCAGCUCUAGCGGCCGUUCUCGUCUCUCCCCUCGGAUCGUGGCAGGAACACCCAUCAAAACCGAGCAAAGCACAUGCAUAUCCCACCUCAAUAACGCAUCGACCGUGUCCCAGGGCCACCAAGCCAUCUACACGCCAGGCAGUAGCUGUCAGAAAGAGACGAUGGGUACUUCACGCAUUUCCUCCAAAAAGGUGCAUUGGCCUACUGGCAAGGAGACUGUUGCCGACACUGGAAAGGACUUGUCCAGGGAAAGACGCGAAGCGAGACGACAGCGACGAGGAGCCUGA
This is a messenger RNA of Colletotrichum siamense, 903 nucleotides long. RefSeq lists its product as uncharacterized. NCBI's taxonomy places the organism in Eukaryota, Fungi, Ascomycota, Sordariomycetes, Glomerellales, Glomerellaceae. The coding region runs from base 1 to 903 and encodes 300 amino acids. The transcript has a single exon. The record is from RefSeq and is a predicted model, not a curated record.